This is a messenger RNA of Linnemannia hyalina, 684 nucleotides long. Lineage: Eukaryota; Fungi; Mortierellomycota; Mortierellomycetes; Mortierellales; Mortierellaceae. The record is from the annotation of a GenBank genome assembly.
AUGUCUCCCACCGUUGCUCCUCAUGGUCCUCUCCCCAAGAUCCCCAAGGGUCUCAACAAAAUCAAACUUGGUGCCUUGGUCUUUGACGAGGUCGAUCUUUUGGACGUUAUGGGGCCAAUGCGUAUCUUUGGCGAAGAGUCCAACACCCUCGACAUUGAGAUCUGCUUUGUCUCAACCACUUUCGAGCCUGUCAGAACCUCUCAACAGGUUACCAUUACCCCCAAGUACCUGGUCAGCGACACCACCCAGAAAUACGACCUUUUCUUUAUCCCCGGAGGCUUAGGAAACCUCGAGUACGUCAAAAAAGAAGAGCUCAUGGCCUAUGUCAAGACUCAUGUGGAGCAGUCUACCUGGACCAUGACUGUAUGCACUGGUGCUGGCCUCCUUGCCAAAACCGGUCUUGUCGACGGUUACAAUGUCACCACCAACAAGCAGAUGUUCGAGUGGCCCAUGAGCCAGGGCCCCAACGUGAACUGGAUCAAGAGAGCCCGCUGGGUCCAGGAUGGCAAAUAUGUUACCUCCUCGGGAGUAUCUGCUGGAAUCGACGCGGCGCUCUUUAUCAUAUCCGAGUUUACGUCGGUUGAGGUUGCCGACGCCGUUGCGACCCACAUCGAGUACACCUGGCACCGUGUUGCUAGCGAGGACCCCUUUGCUGAUACCCACCCCUUCACCCGCUCAGGAUAG